UUUACGAAUGACGAAAGGGUUUUCGUUUAAAUUAAAAACAAGUUCAUGUCAUGUCACAUCUGUGUUUCUGAUGAUUUUGUAGUAUAUAUUGGAAUCUUCUAAAAUAGCAUAAUUAUGCCAAGAUACGAAAAACAUUUUCAUAUAAGAUUUCUACGAACUGGCGUCUCUAACAGCUUUAAGAAUAGUUUUAAAAAUAAGAGUUGUAAAUAAAACUCUAGUGCACCACGAUUGCGCGUCUUAUGAAAAGUUGUAGCCACCAAUAUGUAAAAAUACAGAAAACAUUUAAUUCAAUAACGGUUGUUUGUUAACUUUAUGCAGACUUUAGUAGUUGAACACUAAUAUCUUUCACUAUCGUGAUAACAUUCUGAUAAUAAAUUGAUUAGGAGCAUAAAUACUCAUUUAUUCGUUCGCCCUCAAUGGUAGGUACAUAAUAAUCACGUUAUUGUUGUAAUUAUUUAACUGCGGAGCUAAAUAGAAACAUAAAUAAGAAUAAAAAUGUAUAAAUUUACUGUGAAAGUUACGGUUACUGGAUCUUAUUUAUCUUAACGGUCGUUGCUAAUUAUUAUCAUUCUAUGAAGUCUUACAGGAUUUUCAUUUGAUUAUGUGACAAUUUCUAUUAAAUCCGUUUCGUCUUAUCAUGGAGAUGAUUCACAGUUAAACGGAAUUGUACUGCAAUCAGCUUUCUGCAAACUAUCCGCUGACCCCCGCCCUGCGACCUGACCGAUGGCUCAGAUAAUUUCAUCAAAACAAAGUUAUUCCUGCGCCAAUCGCAACUCACAACACUAUGCGGUACCCCGAUAAACUGUAUCGGAACAGGUGUCCUACUUAUCGCCUGUCUCUUUCACUUGACCUACAUACCAUCAGGGCACAAAAUUACUAAAAACAUCUGGACGUUUUGGAUGGAACAACGCAACAAAAUAAAAAAACGCUGCGACUCCCAAUAAAAUCCAAUGCACACUGUGCUCAUAAGCUCGCGUAUUUUACGGCGGAUUAUAAAAAGCAGCUCUGAAGCUUUUAAUACGAACACAACACGCAUGCGCGCAACUCGCACAUGCGCACCCGAAACGUCACGUCUAUUUCAGUAAAGCUUACGUGCUGCGCCUCACAGAUCGCUUCCAACGUUUACACACCCAACAAAACAAUAUAAAAAUCACCAUUUCUCAACCAAAACUAACGCGCUACCAAACAUAACUCGGUUCGGGAUAUUCUUUAAACCAAAACAAGUGAAACGCGUAACAAAAUUGUGCGUUCGAGACGAAAUGCGGCAAUGCGGCAAACAAUCGAUGCAACCAGUAUUCCCUGAUGCCAAAUCCUCGAAUAUUUAGUGUCAAAUUUAAAAAUGGAGCCUUUAAUAGAUAGGAAUAACUUCGCCAUCAGCGCGAUGGUGACGGUAGCUAUGCAGAUCCUGUUCUUCACUAUAGCAUCUCUGUUCCAAAGUGAUAAAGUGACUGACUUCACUGGCGGCGCCAACUUCAUCAUCAUCGCUCUCCUCACCUUCUUCCUCGGCCAAGGAGGCAGCCACCUGAAGAGCUACGACAGCAGGCAGCUCAUGGUGACAGCUUUCGUCUGUGUCUGGGGCUUGCGAUUGUCCGGGUACCUAAUUUACAGAAUCUACCACAUAGGCAGAGAUAAGCAGUUCGAAGAUCGCAAAAGCAAUACAUUGAGAUUCGCUGUUUUCUAUACGUUUCAAGCCAUAUGGGUGUACGUAGUCAGUCUGCCUGUCAUCAUAAUCAAUUCUCCGCACCACUCGUUCCCCAAGUCGCCCAAAACUAUGACUACUUUAGAUUCAGCUGGCGCAGGAGUCUUUGUCAUUGGCUUGCUGAUAGAAACAUACGCGGACCUCCAGAAGUUCGCAUUCAGACAGGAACCAGCGAAUCAAGGCAAAUGGUGCAAUGACGGGCUCUGGGGAUUGUCAAGACACCCGAAUUACUUCGGCGAAGUCGUACUGUGGUGGGGAAUUUUUAUACUAUCUUUAAACGUUAUCGAAGGCGUCGAAUGGGUAGCAAUAAUGUCGCCUUUAUUUACGACGGCUAUCAUAUUGUUCUUAUCUGGCAUACCUUUGCUGGAACGAUCGGCGGACGAAAAAUACAGAGAUAACCCAGAUUAUCUUUAUUAUAAGGCGUCCACGUCACCUUUGAUUCCGAUUCCGCCGGCUAUAUACGUGGAGGUGCCGAGGUUUUUGAAGUGCGUGAUGUGUUGCGAGUUCCCCAUUUACGACUCCACUGGGGAGGACUUCCCGGCGCCCACCAUCGUCACUGAGACGACGAGCGUGUCGAUGGUGCAGUCCCAGACAUAGCUAACAGGCGCCGCGCGCGACAACUGCGCGGCUAAGAUCGAAACGACAGCCCAUAAGAACCCACCAGCCAACAAACAAUUGUGAUACACAGCCGAGGAAAGACCUCUAAAGAAAUUGCCAAACUCCUUGCCACUUAAACAAAGCAACACUGUAGAUAUGAACUUUUACAACACGUAUAUGGAAAACCUAAGAAAGAGUAAAAGAGUAGCAUUGGAUCUGUUAGAGGAUACUAAAGAUAUUUACGAUGGCAUUUCAAUUGAAAGCCCAUCGGAACCUGUUAGAAAAAGUAGUCAUAGUAAUGUAGACGUAGAAGCCGGCCCGAGUACUAGUAAGGAUAAAACGAAGCGGCCUACAGAAUUUGUUAAGUAUGGGAAGAUAACUUUUAAUACUACUGCUAUUCUGCAUCACUAUCCACAGAUCUCUAAGAACUGCAGUGAGACAAGCAAAUCUUCUGCAGCUCCUAAGAAAUCUGAUUUGAAUCUUCCUAAAGAAUCUCAGACUGACAAUAACAAUGAGGAUAAUGAUGAUGAAAUUAAACCUGUCGUGACUGAUAAGAAAGACAAAGAUAACUUUAACAACAAUGAAACAGUAGUUAAGUCUAACUGUGUGGUUAAAGCGGACAAUACGAUUGAGGUGUUGAAGAAGCCAGUGAAGUUUACUGAGGAAAAGCUUGUAUGAGGUUGGGAGAUACGAUUUUUUUCAAUGCACUUUCUUAUACGAAGACUUUGGCAUCAAACCAGAUGGCGUGCCAGAGGGAAAAGAAACAUAUCGCAAAUUGAAAUGUUGUAAAUAGGACAAAAGACUGGAGAAGUUAGAUAA
Ostrinia furnacalis (Asian corn borer) is the source of this 3115-nucleotide messenger RNA. RefSeq lists its product as uncharacterized. The record is from RefSeq and is a predicted model, not a curated record. Gene Ontology annotation, cellular component: membrane. Lineage: Eukaryota; Metazoa; Arthropoda; Insecta; Lepidoptera; Crambidae. Bases 1340 to 2296 code for a protein of 318 amino acids. The transcript has a single exon.